This is a messenger RNA of Fusarium odoratissimum NRRL 54006, 786 nucleotides long. RefSeq lists its product as uncharacterized. The transcript has 2 exons. Gene Ontology annotation, biological process: regulation of transcription by RNA polymerase II. Gene Ontology annotation, cellular component: mediator complex; core mediator complex. The coding region runs from base 1 to 786 and encodes 261 amino acids. The record is from RefSeq and is a predicted model, not a curated record. NCBI's taxonomy places the organism in Eukaryota, Fungi, Ascomycota, Sordariomycetes, Hypocreales, Nectriaceae. Gene Ontology annotation, molecular function: RNA polymerase II cis-regulatory region sequence-specific DNA binding; transcription coregulator activity.
AUGGCCACUCUUAAUCUGGAUGACGAUGAGCUCAAAGCUCUUGAACAGACACUGAGCAAGGUAGCUCAGCUGUCCAGCAGCGUGCAGAGCUUCAGGCAGGAUCUACUGAAGAGCAAUCCUCUGCCACCUCCAAAAUCAAUUCAAGCUUCAGCCAAAAUUCUUCAAAAGAAUCUCAAGUCGCUUCUAGAGAGCACGAACGAAAAUGCAGACCUCUUCAAUCGCAUGGCCAUCCGUCCAUCGACGAAUUACCCUGGCCGAACCCAAGAAAACGUACUUCUCCAACUCCUGCGCAAGAAACUCGAACCCGACGUCGAAGAAUUCGUCAGUCAAGGUCUCGAAACAGCACGACUCGCUACACCCGAGGGUCUGGAAUCUCUAGAACAAAUCUGGCGCGAAUUGCGAAGUUGGCUCUCGGACCGGGUAAUUCACUUCAUAUCGACCGAAAACAGCGAACCCUAUACGGCGGAAGAACGUGCAAAUGGAGUUAAAAACGUACGCACUGGUCUACGAAGGCCUAUAGAUGAUGAAGAAGAAGAAGAAGAGGACGAGGAGGAAGGCGACGAAGAGGAAGAUGAUGAGGAGCCAGAGAAGCCAGAGAUCCCGGAAGUCAAGGUGCGAGGAGCGGAACCAGAGACAUUGCUUUGGUUUGCGGCACGGGGAGACUUUGAGGUGCCGCGCAACGUUGAGUAUGAGCGCAAAGUGGAUGUCUACAAGGGACUCCAAGGUAUCAACAUACCACCCAGUGACCAACAGCAACAACCUCAGCAAGGGUUUGUUCCUUCAUGA